Neospora caninum is the source of this 600-nucleotide messenger RNA. RefSeq lists its product as hypothetical. The transcript has a single exon. The record is from RefSeq and is a predicted model, not a curated record. The coding region runs from base 1 to 600 and encodes 199 amino acids. NCBI's taxonomy places the organism in Eukaryota, Apicomplexa, Conoidasida, Eucoccidiorida, Sarcocystidae.
AUGCAGGCGAGUCCGCAGGCGUGCUUCGCGCAGACACACCUUACGCCACCUCGUGAGGUGCCGGAGACUCAACAGCCGAUUUCAGAUGGGCAACAGCGAAUGCUGCUGAAGACUCUGGGGGAGUGGAGGAAUUCUGUGAAGGAAGAAAGUUGGGGGCGCAUCGAAUAUUGCCAGCAAAAGGUAACGGUUUCGACUCGAGAAGGGUUUGGCAGCACAGAGGAGCACCGUGAUCAUGUCUCCACAUGCUCCUCAGUUGCAGGCGUUCACGAAGGGCAACCCGUAAGGCAGGCAAAGCAAAGAGCGAAAGAAGGAAGGAAGAGAGAAGAGGAUGCACAGGGCCUACGACGUGGACAACAAGAGGCUAUAGUAUCUGGUCGAGACGCUCUAACAAUUCGAGCAAGCGAGGAUAUUGUUAAAGCUUUUGUCGCGCUGAGCAACGCAGAGAGGGUCUCUCCAGCUGCGAGCAGAAUGAAAGAGCAACAGGAAGGAAGACUGGAUCACCAGGAUGAACAGCGGUUCUACUCUAUUCCAGAUCGUGGGGCCUCGGCAAAUGCCAUGCGAAUUGAUAAGAUCGGGAAGAAGAGAAAAGGUAAGAGCUAA